AUGAUCACUGGCCUCUACAGGACCACCCUCCGCACAGCUCAAUCCUUCAACUCGUACAACUUUAGAAAUUACUUCCUCCGUCGUACUCAUGAUGUGUUCCGAACGAUGCAGUCCGAAACCAACGCUGAUAAACUCAGAAGCUUAUUCCAAGAAGCAAACGCCGAGUUGGCUGUCAUCCGACGAAGUGCGAUUGUGAACCAGAUUUAUGGAGGACCGAAGUUGGUGAUUGAAGCUACGCUGCCGGAACAGGAAGGUGUGGAGAGGAGUGUUUUGUGA
Marasmius oreades (fairy-ring Marasmius) is the source of this 276-nucleotide messenger RNA. RefSeq lists its product as uncharacterized. The record is from RefSeq and is a predicted model, not a curated record. The coding region runs from base 1 to 276 and encodes 91 amino acids. NCBI's taxonomy places the organism in Eukaryota, Fungi, Basidiomycota, Agaricomycetes, Agaricales, Marasmiaceae. The transcript has 2 exons. Gene Ontology annotation, biological process: iron-sulfur cluster assembly. Gene Ontology annotation, cellular component: mitochondrion; L-cysteine desulfurase complex.